AUGGCUGGAUAUUCCAUCACAGCCGCAGAAUGGGACCAUUUCAGCAGCAACACAUGGGCCAAAUCCCUCUUGACCGCUGCCAGCGCUGAGAACAGCGAAUAUGUCCCGGCGCUUACCAAGCGACGACAAAGCAAGCCGACGGACGAAGAUGGGUUCCUGGCGGGCACGCUCAGUACUCCUGAGACAUUACCAUUUUUUAUCACUCUGCGACGAAGAGACCUCAGCUCGGUGACAGCGGCUUUACCGCCCACGCCGCCCGCUGGCGCACUGGAGUACGACAAGAAACCGUUUACCCCCGAGAGACCGCCCGAUACGAUAACGAUAGUGUCGCUAGGGACGCCAGGCGUGAGCGGAAUCGUGGGAACAGCGCAUGGUGGGCUCAUCGCAACGCUGUUCGACGAGACCAUGGCGCUGGCCAGGGCUUUCCAUAAGCCCGCGUCUGGCGCAGAGGUCCUGCGCUCUGGACCAACUUAUACCGCACAGCUCACCGUACGCUAUCGGAAACCCGUGCGAGCCGCAGCAAUCCUGGUGAUUCACUCGUGGUGUAUUUCCCGUAAUGGGCAUAAAACCUGGACCAUCGCCCAGGCAGUGCAGGAGGACGAAGAUGUGAGUGGGCAUCUGAAAGGCAGCAAGGGCAAAACAAUCAAGGCAGAUGCGUCGGCGCUAUGGUUACUUGGGGGAGCGAAGCUGUAG
Messenger RNA from Penicillium mononematosum, 693 nucleotides. RefSeq names its product PaaI family thioesterase. The transcript has a single exon. Lineage: Eukaryota; Fungi; Ascomycota; Eurotiomycetes; Eurotiales; Aspergillaceae. Bases 1 to 693 code for a protein of 230 amino acids. The record is from RefSeq and is a predicted model, not a curated record.